UUUUCAAAGCCUCCCUCUUCUCCCCUCCUAUGUUGUCACAUGCCAUUAAUGUCCUAAAAGCUUUUCCUCUCUCUUUCCUUUUUUAUUUUUUCUUAAUAUGCAAAACAAAAUACAAAUAUUUUUGCAUAAUAAUAAUAUAUACCAAUCUCAUAUUUCUUUGUAAAAAUUAUAUAUAGCCAUUGAUAACAUAUAUAAAGAUCACUAUAGGAUAUAUUCAUAUUGACAAUUUGUCCUAUAGUUUGGCCCUGAAAUCUGGUUAUUUCAGUCUCUGCAGCUCCUAUUAAAGGGAAGCAUUUGGAUGGAAUUAUUUGCUUGGAACUGCAUGCCACAGUUGGACAAAUAUGCUAAUAAUACCUUAAUGGCUUCUUAUUAGAAACUUUUGCAAGCCUCGAUAUGAGGCAAAUGUCGCUAUAGAAGGUGACAAAGAGGCUUGAAGAUGGAUCAUAUUAGUUCACUUCUUGAUAAAUUUUGUCUUGAUUUUCACAUUGGCUCCUCCAAGCUUAAACUUUGGUACUUGUGACUGUAAAAGUAUCGGAUGGCCCCAAGGCAUCCCCGCCUUAUCUCCAGACGGUCUCAUGGAAAAGUCAUUUUUAUCGUGCUCUUGAUACUUGUACCGAUUUUGCUCUUUGGCAUAUACCUCCAUGGCCAUAAAAUCUCUUAUUUUUUCCGCCCACUUUGGGACGAACCUCCACCUCCGUUCGAGCAUUUGCCACAUUAUUAUGCUGAAAAUGUUUCUAUGGAUAAUCUUUGUCGUCUACAUGGAUGGACCCUACGUCCUGAACCACGUCGUGUAUUUGAUGGGAUCAUAUUCAGCAAUGAGCUUGACUUGCUUGAAAUAAGGUGGCGCGAGCUCUACCCUUAUGUUACAAAAUUUGUCAUCUUAGAAGCCAACACCACUUUUACCGGACUCCCAAAGCCGUUGUACUUCUCCGACCAUCGGGAACGAUUUGCAUUUGCUAAGGAUAAGAUUGUACAUGGUGUAUUUCCUGGCCGUAUUGCGUCCCCUGAGGUCCACGAAGAUCCCUUUAAACUAGAAGGACAACAGCGCAUCGCCAUGAACAGGUUACUUCAUGCUGCUGGUAUCUUUGAAGAUGACCUCCUCAUUAUGUCAGACACCGAUGAAAUCCCGAGCCACCACACUAUUAAACUUCUUCAGUGGUGCGAAGGGGUGCCUCCCGUGCUACAUCUUGAGCUUAGGCAUUACAUGUACUCCUUUGAGUUCCCUGUCGACUAUAGUAGCUGGCGUGCCACUGUUCACAUUUACAACAGGUGGACUAAGUAUAGACAUUCCCGCCAAACGGAUCUUAUACUUUCUGAUGCUGGUUGGCAUUGUAGCUUUUGCUUUCGGCAUCUGCAAGAUUUUGUAUUCAAAAUGACUGGUUACAGUCACGCAGACAGAGUUCGACGUAAAAACUUUUUAGAGUAUUCUAGGAUUCAGAAGAUGAUAUGUGAGGGAGCUGAUCUUUAUGACAUGUUACCUGAGGAAUAUUCUUUUCAAGAAUUGAUCAAGAAAAUGGGAUCAAUACCUCGCUCAGCAUCUGCAGUUCACCUUCCAACAUACGUCAUUGAAAAUGCAGAUAAGUUUCGGUUCCUUCUCCCAGGAGGUUGUCAGCGAUCAACGCGAUGAUUCUCUUCAUUUGUCAA
Lycium ferocissimum is the source of this 1644-nucleotide messenger RNA. RefSeq lists its product as uncharacterized. The transcript is spliced from 4 exons. Bases 536 to 1627 code for a protein of 363 amino acids. The record is from RefSeq and is a predicted model, not a curated record. Gene Ontology annotation, biological process: protein N-linked glycosylation; N-acetylglucosamine metabolic process. Lineage: Eukaryota; Viridiplantae; Streptophyta; Magnoliopsida; Solanales; Solanaceae. Gene Ontology annotation, cellular component: membrane. Gene Ontology annotation, molecular function: beta-1,4-mannosylglycoprotein 4-beta-N-acetylglucosaminyltransferase activity.